Messenger RNA from Propithecus coquereli (Coquerel's sifaka), 1489 nucleotides. It is a transcript of the gene PSMD6, whose product is annotated as proteasome (prosome, macropain) 26S subunit, non-ATPase, 6. The transcript has 8 exons. NCBI's taxonomy places the organism in Eukaryota, Metazoa, Chordata, Mammalia, Primates, Indriidae. Gene Ontology annotation, biological process: proteasome-mediated ubiquitin-dependent protein catabolic process. Gene Ontology annotation, cellular component: proteasome regulatory particle. Gene Ontology annotation, molecular function: protein binding. Bases 190 to 1359 code for a protein of 389 amino acids. The record is from RefSeq and is a predicted model, not a curated record.
UUGGCGCUCAGGCCGGGCGAGGCUUUCCCGGUGGCGUCCAGCAGGGGACGCUGCCGGAGGCGGCGGUGGCAGGAGCGGAAGCCGGGCCGGAGGCGGCCGGGCGCACUCGCUGACUCCUCCCGCUUCCGCUGCCGCCGCGGGUCCGAGCCGAGUUACCGUCUGCCGUCAGCCGCUGUCGCCGCCGCCGCGAUGCCGCUGGAGAACUUGGAAGAAGAAGGCCUGCCCAAGAACCCCGACCUGCGCAUCGCGCAGCUGCGCUUCCUGCUGAGCCUGCCCGAGCACCGCGGGGACGCCGCCGUGCGCGACGAGCUGAUGGCCGCCGUCCGAGACAACAACAUGGCUCCUUAUUAUGAAGCCUUGUGCAAAUCCCUCGACUGGCAGAUAGACAUGGACCUGCUCAAUAAAAUGAAGAAGGCAAAUGAAGAAGAGUUGAAACGUUUGGAUGAGGAGCUGGAAGAUGCAGAGAAGAAUCUGGGAGAGAGCGAAAUUCGAGAUGCAAUGAUGGCAAAAGCCGAGUACCUCUGCAGGAUAGGUGACAAGGAGGGAGCUCUGACAGCCUUUCGCAAGACAUACGAUAAAACCGUGGCCCUGGGUCACCGACUGGAUAUUGUAUUCUAUCUCCUUAGGAUUGGCUUAUUUUAUAUGGAUAAUGAUCUCAUCACACGAAACACAGAAAAAGCCAAAAGCUUAAUAGAAGAAGGAGGAGACUGGGACAGAAGAAACCGCCUAAAAGUAUAUCAGGGUCUUUAUUGUGUGGCUAUUCGUGAUUUCAAACAGGCAGCUGAACUCUUUCUUGACACCGUUUCAACAUUUACAUCCUACGAACUCAUGGAUUAUAAAACGUUUGUGACUUACACUGUUUAUGUCAGCAUGAUUGCCUUAGAAAGACCAGAUCUCAGGGAAAAGGUCAUUAAAGGAGCAGAGAUUCUUGAAGUAUUGCACAGUCUUCCAUCAGUUCGGCAGUAUCUGUUUUCACUCUAUGAAUGUCGUUACUCAGCUUUCUUCCAAUCAUUAGCGGUUGUAGAACAGGAAAUGAAAAAGGACUGGCUUUUUGCCCCUCAUUAUCGAUACUAUGUGCGAGAAAUGAGAAUUCAUGCAUACAGCCAGCUGCUGGAAUCAUACAGGUCAUUAACCCUCGGCUAUAUGGCAGAAGCAUUUGGUGUUGGUGUGGAAUUCAUUGAUCAGGAACUCUCCAGAUUUAUUGCUGCUGGGAGACUACACUGCAAAAUAGAUAAAGUGAAUGAAAUAGUAGAAACCAACAGACCUGAUAGCAAGAACUGGCAGUACCAAGAAACUAUCAAGAAAGGAGAUCUGCUACUAAACAGAGUUCAGAAACUUUCCAGAGUAAUUAAUAUGUAAAGCCAUAUAACAAAGGAUUUCCUUUAGAGAUAAUUAUUUUAGAGAUAAUUAUUUGGAAUUUUUAUGGCUUACUUCACUAUGUGCCCAGUUCAGCUGUAUAAAAUAAAUACUGCAUUAUUGUUUCUCUCAA